Messenger RNA from Suillus subaureus, 891 nucleotides. RefSeq lists its product as uncharacterized. The coding region runs from base 1 to 891 and encodes 296 amino acids. The transcript is spliced from 5 exons. Gene Ontology annotation, biological process: transport. Lineage: Eukaryota; Fungi; Basidiomycota; Agaricomycetes; Boletales; Suillaceae. Gene Ontology annotation, molecular function: transmembrane transporter activity. The record is from RefSeq and is a predicted model, not a curated record.
AUGAUCUACAUACUCAUUAUUGUGACGUUGUUGUUUCCACUAAAGGGAGCACUGAUAAGAUGGCGGGCAAACUUCACUCCCAAAGUUCAACCUGUUCCAGAAUUGCCCUUGGUCGAUGAUGCCUCCCAGCCUCGGUCAUUGCUAGGCAUGUUACAACGAGUCAAUGCAGAAGAGGGAAUUGACGGGUUGUACAAAGGAAUCCUCCCAACUCUCGGUUUCGUGCUAUUCUGGAAACAAGUGAUGCCUCUCCCAUCCAUUGCGGUUAUCGGAUAUCUUCACUUCGGGGUGUACGACCAGAAUGCUGUUCUCAUCAUUGCUAUUGCUUCUCCCAUCAAAAUUAUCGCAACUGUGAUCGAGGCCGUCUUUGUCAAUCGGGCUGUAACAACUCGGGAAGACAUUCCUUCAUUCUCAUUACGACGAGCGCUCGAUGCAUUGCUCUCUUCGACUGAAAGAAGGCACCCUUAUCGCAUAUUUAUCAUCCUAGGCUUGCUCGCGGCCUGCACUUCAUGGGUUUUAUACAUCGUAGGCACUAUUGGAGCACGCCACUUUUUGUUCGUCAAACAGUUUUCGAGUACAUUUGGGGACUGGGAGAACGUGAAGCCCCUCCUUCCUCUCUUGGUCGGGGCCGUUAUUUUCUCGUUCAUUCUUAAUGCUCUGGUGCUUACUCCACUGGAAGUUAUAAUGGUUCGAUUGUCUAUCCAAGCAAAGGCGACGCCGGUUACACUUCUUCUGGAUACACCGCCGGCUGAAGCUGUCGGGCCUAUCAGGAUUGAUAAAGAUGAAUAUACUGGACUUAUCAGUUGCGCAAGGCUGGUCAUUCAGGAGGAAGGUUGGGGUGCGCUUUAUCGGGGGUGGUGGUGGACAGGUUUCCGUGGUCUACUCUUUAUUUGA